CUGUUGCAGCAAACAGAGAGUGAAGAGAGGAUUGUGGUCUCCUGAAGAAGAUGAGAAGCUCAUAAAGCACAUUACCACUUUUGGCCAUGGCUGCUGGAGCACCGUUCCCAAACUAGCAGAUCUUCAUAAGCUUCUGCGAGGUCAACAUCCUCAUCGUCAGUCUGUAUCUCUUCAUUUGCCUCAUGUGUAAGGUCAACAUUAUCAUCGUCAUCAGUCUGUAUCUCUUCAGCUACCUCAUGUGCUCCUGUUGUGUUUUCUCGUUCUUCCACAUCGUCAGGAUGAUACAUGUUGCCAUUAAAUGCAACAAAAUUUCCUGUCUGUUGUUCUGCUUGUUCACCAUUGUCAGAAUCUUCAUAAUCGCUCCAGGGCUACAGAGGUGUGGGAAGAGCUGUCGAUUGAGGUGGAUCAAUUACUUGAGACCGGAUCUGAGGAGGGGAUCCUUCAGUGAGCAAGAGGAGAGAACUAUAAUUGAUGUUCACAGAAUUAUAGGUAACAGAUGGGCACAAAUAGCCAAACACUUGCCAGGGAGGACUGACAAUGAAGUCAAGAAUUUCUGGAACUCUUGCAUCAAGAAGAAACUGAUUGCUCAAGGCUUGGAUCCAAAUACUCACAAUCUCAUCUCUCCUAGCCAAGCCAAGACGACCAAACACAACAACUCCCAUACUCGUCACCAAAAGUCAUCCUCCUCAGCUUUCACUAUAGAGACUUGUUCUUCAUCCCACAAAGAUGUUGUUCCCAUAGAGAUCAAAGCCACUCUUGCAGCAGCUUUCCCACCUUUCCCGCCUAACACAACUCCACCAAAUGACAAGUUAUUAUACCAUAAGAAUACCAUUACACUGAGCCAUGAGAGGAAUAAUCCAGUAUUGGAUUAUGCCAGCUGCUCUUCAAUGGAGAUCACUUCCAAUCACAAUAAUCUGUCUUCUUCCUCAUCCUCCAAUCUUUCGGGGUUCGGAAUCUUGAACUCUAACAACUGCAUGUGGGGAGGUACCACUAAUCUUGAACUCCUGUUUGGAGGGAGUACUGCUGCAGGUAGACAAGAAGAAGAAGAAGAAGAAGAAGAAGAAGAAGAAGAAGAAGAUCAUAUUCAAGAGGAAAAGGAGGUUGGGACUGAGACUCAGACUGGGGCGAAUCAAGUCUACAAGCUUAAUAUUGAUGAUGAGUUCAACAACAAUAAUGGGCAGAGCAUACAGAUUAACUUGUUCGACAACUCUAACAUUGGGAUAGACUUUGUGGAAUCUUCACUCAUGCCCUGUGCCAUGUAUUGUAAUGCAAAUUCUAUGGACCAACUUCCUUGGGAUUGCUAAUGUUUUAAACUCAAAGCAUAAUUUGUUUAUGUCAAUCGGAUCUUUACCCAAGUUGAAAUAAUAUAUCUAUGUCUCUCUCUA
Messenger RNA from Ipomoea triloba (trilobed morning glory), 1385 nucleotides. Its product is annotated as myb-related protein 330-like. Bases 183 to 1304 code for a protein of 373 amino acids. The record is from RefSeq and is a predicted model, not a curated record. The transcript has 4 exons. Lineage: Eukaryota; Viridiplantae; Streptophyta; Magnoliopsida; Solanales; Convolvulaceae.